AUGAAACGUGGAGAAAAUAAAGUUUUUGCUCAACUACUGAUCACUUCGGUUUUUUACAUUAUGGUUAACUCAUUUUACGAAAUUGUUAUUUUCAUAGAUAACAGAUUUGCUGGUUUCAUUGCAUUGUUACAAUUGCUCGCCGUUUUCAAUUAUCUUCCGGAAAUGUCACUAUCGUUUUUAUUCAUUGUGGAUACUAUUCAUGCUGAUAGAAUUAUGAGAAAUUGUAUGGCUCCUAGAAGAGAAGUUCAGAGAAUCACAGUUAUCAAAUCGACGAGUGUUUAA
Molecule: messenger RNA, 282 nt
Organism: Caenorhabditis remanei
Lineage: Eukaryota; Metazoa; Nematoda; Chromadorea; Rhabditida; Rhabditidae
Exons: 2
Coding region: 1-282 (93 amino acids)
Source: RefSeq, a predicted model, not a curated record